Molecule: messenger RNA, 3666 nt
Organism: Pogoniulus pusillus (Red-fronted tinkerbird)
Lineage: Eukaryota; Metazoa; Chordata; Aves; Piciformes; Lybiidae
Product: zinc finger and SCAN domain-containing protein 29-like
Exons: 4
Coding region: 799-2190 (463 amino acids)
Biological process (GO): regulation of transcription by RNA polymerase II
Molecular function (GO): RNA polymerase II cis-regulatory region sequence-specific DNA binding; DNA-binding transcription factor activity, RNA polymerase II-specific
Source: RefSeq, a predicted model, not a curated record
UGGGGGGGGGGGGGGGGUCUCACCCGCUGGCUCCGGCCCCUUUGUGUCUGCGAGCCGGGAGCGGAGAGCGGCGGCGAGAGCCCAGGCUCCACCCCACUGGCAGCUUUGCAAAGCCCCCCCAGAAAGAUUGAUCACAGCCCCCCAGGAGUUUGGGGGGGAACACAUCACAACCCCCCCAGACCUUUUUUGGAAGGGGAGCACACUCCAGGAGAUUUCGAGGAAGGGGAAAGACCCCCAGAAGAUUUGGGGGCAUCCCCAGGAGACUUUUGGGGGGGGGACAGCCUUGAAGAUUUUUGGGGUCUGAGGAUCCCCACAAGAUUUAUUUUGUUCGUGGGGAGGGACCCAAAGAAGAUUGUUGGAAGCCAACCCCCAGAAGAUACUUUUGGGUGGGGGACCCCCAGGAAAAUAUUUGGGGGGGACAAGUCUGGAAUGUUUGGGGGGGGAGAUGGACCCCCGAAGAUUUUGAGGGAGGCUACCCCUGGGCGUUUUAGGGGAGGGGACCACCAGGAAAUUUGGGAGGGGUCAUCUUGGAGACUUUGGCGUGAGGACCCCCUGGAAAGUCUCGGCGGGGGGGACCCCCAGAAUAUUUGGGGGGGAAGACUCCUAGAAGACUUUGGGGAGACCCCUUGAAGAUUUGAGGACACCCCAGGACAUUCUGAGGGGGGAGACCCCCAGAUUGUGGGAGGGUGAACGACCCCGAAGGAGAUUCUGAGGGGGGACCCCCAGGAAAGCUUCGUGUUGGGGGGGACCCUCCCGAGGAUCCUUUCGUGGGGGUGAGGGUCGCAGCCCCCCCGGCAGAUGAUGACCUCCCCCACGCCUCAUGCCCCAGCAGAGCUGAGGGGGGAGCUGCCCUGGGGGCCCCCAGCUCCUCAGCCCCCUGCCGGGGAGCAGCGCCCGGAGCUGUGCCCGGGGGCGCCCCUGGCGCUGGUGCGCAGGUUGGUGCCAGCCCUGCCCGGCGGGGGGGGCGCGGGCACGGAGCUGUCCCGGCUGCGCUUCCGCCAGUUCCGCUACCAGGAGGCCUCGGGUCCGCGGGAGGUCUGCCAGAGGCUGCUGGAGCUGUCCCAGCGCUGGCUGCGCCCCGAGCUGAGGAGCAAGGAGCAGCUGCUGGAGCUGGUGGUGCUGGAGCAGUUCCUCAGCAUCCUGCCCGAGGAGAUCCAGAGCUGGGUCUGGGUUAGGCACCCAGAGUCCUGCGCCCAAGCCGUGGCCUUGGCUGAGCGGUUCCAGCUGGGAGCUGGAGAUCCCGAGGGGAUCUGGGAGCAGAAGGUGACCGUGAGGGUGAAGCUGGAGGAGAUGCCAACAGGAGAUCUGGAGGACCCUGAAGCAUCGAGGGACCCUCCAGCCCCCCGCUUAGAGUCAUCUCAGGUCCCUACCACAGCUGGGUGGCAGCAGGAGGUGACCCAGGCCAAGGUCCCUGAAGUUCUCCCUGAGCAUGAGGAGCAGAGUCUGCAGGAGGAAGGUCCUACCACGGCUAUCAAACACCUGGGGACCUCCACUUCCCACCCUCCACCCCCCUCCCUCCGGAGAAGGAGAAGACCACAACAGCAACAAUUCCACCAGCCCCAGCCCCCACCAGAUGCCACCACCUGCCCCCAGCCCCGCAACCAAGCCCUGCCUGACCCUUUGGAAGCCACCAACACUUCCUGGGCAAAGCAGGAGGUCCCCAAGUCCCGCCCCUACCCCUGUGGGCAGUGUGGGAAGAGCUUUGGGCGCCUGACCCACCUGAAGACUCACCAAAGGACCCACAGUGGCCUGAAGCCCUACACCUGCGGGGCCUGCGGGAAGAGCUUCGGGCACUUGUCCACCCUGACCACGCACCGGCGGCUGCACACCGGGGAGCGGCCCUACGCCUGCGCCACCUGCGCCAAGACCUUCACCAACCCCUCGGACCUCAACAAGCACCAGAGGUCGCACACGGGCGAGAGGCCCUACCCCUGCCCCACCUGCAGCAAGCGCUUCAGCCAGCAGUCCAACCUCAGCAUGCACCAGAGGUCCCACACCCAGGAGCGGCCUUACCCCUGUGGCCUCUGCCCCAAGAGCUUCAAGUACUUGGCUGACCUGACCGUGCACCAGAGGUCCCACACCGGGGAGAGGCCUUUCUCCUGCCCACGCUGUGGGAAGAGCUUCAGCAACAAAUCCUCCUUGGCUCGCCAUGCCAGGAUCCACGCCAGGGAGGCCACCAGGGAUAAGUGAGGGAGGGAGAGGGGGAGAGGUGAUGGGGGAGGUGGUGAUAAGGGGCAACCAGGAGAGGAGAUCGAGGUUGGAAUGAUGGAAGGAGGAAGGUGGAACUGGUGGAGUGUGGUGGUGGUGGUGGUGUUGGGAGGCAACCAGGAAGGGUGGUUUAGGUAGGCUUGGUCCUGUUGGUGGAGGAGGUGAUGGGAGGCCACCAUGAGAGGAAGCUGAGGUUGGAAUGAUGGGAGGAGGAAGGUGGGACUGGUUGAGGAUGGUGGAGGAGGAGGUGUUGGUUGAGCUGGUGAUGGGGGACAGCCAGUAGGGGUGUUUGAGAUUGGGAUGAUGGGAGGAGGAAGGUUUGGUUCUGUUGGAGGAGGUGGCCAUGAGGGUCCACCAUGAGUGAUGGUUGAGGUUGAAAUGAUGGGAGAAGAAAGGUGGGACUGGUUGAGGAUGGUCAUGGAGGAGUCACUGGUGGAGGUGGCGAUGGGAGGCAACCAUGAGAGGAGGUUGUGGUUCUGUUACAAGAGGCGGCCGUGGAAGGCCACCAGGAGGGCUGGCUGAGGUUGGAAUCGUUGACUAAGGAAGGCUUGGUCCUGUUGGAGGAGGUGGUGAUGGGAGGCCGCCAUGGGGAAUUGUUGAGGUUGGAAUUGUUGACCAAGGAAGGUGGCUGUGGUUGGAAUGUUGGGAGAAGGAAGCUUGGACUUGUUGAUGAUGGUGGAGGACCACCAUGAGGGGUGGUUAAGGUAGAAAUCAGAAUGAAGAAAGCUGAGUCCUGUUGGUGGCCUCCCAUCACCACCUCCUCCAUGAGGAGUGGUUGAGGUGGAAAUGCUGGCAGGAGGAAGGUUUGGUUCUGUUGGAGGAGAUCACCAUGAGGAGUGGUUGAGGUUGGACUCAGAAUGGGUUGGGUUGGAAGGAACUCUCCAUCUUGGGUGGGUGGAGUGAGUGUGGUGGGCAUCUGAGCUGGCUGGGAGUGGUUCCCUUUCAGGGCUGUGUGGAUGGAGUGGUUGGCCUGGAGGAGACAGAACCUGGCUGGUGGGAUGAUGAUGGUUGAUGUCCUCCAGAAGCUCCAGGAGCUCCUGGCACCAUGGAUGAGACACAGCAGCUGAAGCUGAGCUGGUGACUGAUGGUCCCCAGGAGCUUGGUGGCUCCAGGACACUGUCCCAGAGGUGGACCAUGGUGAUGAGAAGCUGAAGCUUGGUGGCCACCAUGAGCUCGCUGGCUCCAGGAUGUGUCUCCCUAAUCCUGGAGGAGAUGCCACAUGGCUGGGGGUGAUGAUGACCUGGAGAUGGUGGCCACCAUGAACUUGGUGGCUCCAAAAGCACACCCCCGAGAUCCAACAUGGGACAGUGCUGAAGAUAACCCUGAUGUAUGUCCACCAUGAGCCUGGUCCUUCCCUCACCUCCUCUGGCCAUGGCCAUGUCCUCCCCCAACCCACCCCUGUCCUCUCCUCCAAUUAAAGCCUCCUCCUGGCUCUCCUGAGGUCUCCUUUGGGUGUUC